Molecule: messenger RNA, 1202 nt
Organism: Penicillium subrubescens
Lineage: Eukaryota; Fungi; Ascomycota; Eurotiomycetes; Eurotiales; Aspergillaceae
Product: putative oxidoreductase
Exons: 3
Coding region: 21-1202 (393 amino acids)
Source: RefSeq, a predicted model, not a curated record
CCCAAUUCACGCUUGCCAUCAUGCCCAUUCCCCUUAUUGCUCAGGGACUUCAAGAUGGCAUUGGCUCAAUUCCAUAUGCCUGGACUGUGAUCAAGACAGCGCCAUGGCUUCUCCUGAUUGCCGCGCUGAAGUAUUACUUUGGUGGAGCACGCAACACGUCCGAGCGGUUGAUGCACUCUAAGGUGGUGAUGGUGACAGGCGGCACAUCUGGCAUUGGAGCUUCCGUCGUCCAAGAACUAGCUAAACGCGGUGCCCAAGUCAUCCUCCUAACCAAGCAACCCCCCUCCGACCUCUUCCUCGUCGAAUACAUUGAAGACCUGCGCCGCACCACAGGGAGUCAACUCAUCUACGCUGAACAAGUGGACCUCUCCUCUCUACACUCCAUCCGUACCUUCGCCACGAAAUGGAUCGACAAUAACCCUCCCCGACGUCUCGACGCAGUCGUGCUCUGCGGUGGCGUCGCCGUUCCAUCCAGCGCACGCAAGAACACCAUCGACGGCAUCGACGAGGAAUGGCAGGUCAACUACCUUGCCAACUUCCACCUCCUCAGCAUCCUCAGCCCCGCACUGCGUGUACAACCCGCCCACCGAGACGUCCGAGUCGUCUUCGCAACCUGCUCCAGCUACAUCGGAGCUAAAUUCGAUCUGGACAUCGGCAUCUACGCCCUCAGCAAACUCUCCCUCAUGACCUUCGCCCACUCCUUCCAACGCCACCUAAACGCCUACGCCCGUCCAGACGGCCUCCCACCCUGCACACGAGUCCUAGUCGUCGACCCAGGUCUCUCCCGCACUCCGGGUACUCGACGCUGGCUCACAUGCGGGUCCCUCUUGGGUCUCCUGGUGUACCUCCUCACCUGGCCGCUAUGGUGUCUAAUCCUGAAGUCACCGCAGCAAGGCGCACAAAGUAUCCUCUACGCGCUGAUGGAGGAGAAUUACUCGCGCGGCGAGGGCGGGUGGAUGAUCAAGGAGUGUCGGGAGGUAGACUGUGCGCGCCGGGAUGUGCGGGAUGAGGAUCUUGGGAAGCGGUUGUGGGAGUUUAGUGAGAAGCAGAUUGAGGAGGCGGAGAAGGAGAGUGCUGUGAGGAGGGCGGUGGAGAAGAAGGAGAAGGAAGUGCAGGAGGAGAAGAAGGGUAGGACGGAGACGGCUUCGGGGAAGGAGAAGAGUGCUGGGUCGAGGAGGAGUCGGAAGGGGAAUAAGAGUUAG